Molecule: messenger RNA, 966 nt
Organism: Acaulospora morrowiae
Lineage: Eukaryota; Fungi; Glomeromycota; Glomeromycetes; Diversisporales; Acaulosporaceae
Source: the annotation of a GenBank genome assembly
AUGGACGACCUUCCAAUAAGAUUCCAGGAGUUCUGUCAGCUUACCGACCUAGGCGUCAACCAGACAAGCAUCGGAUUUAACACUUUAACGAUGGAGUCGGACCGUUUCAUAUGCGUGCGUGAAGCACCAGCAGAGGGUUCGAACCAAGUUGUCAUAGUUGAUCUCAAUGAUAUCCAAAAUGUCAUGAAACGACCAAUCUCAGCAGAUUCUGCAAUAAUGCAUCCUACCUCCAAAAUCCUGGCUUUGAAGUCUCAGAGACAACUUCAAAUUUUCAAUCUUGAAUUGAAGGCAAAGGUCAAAUCUCAUUUUAUGAAUGAAGAUGUGCUUUUCUGGAAAUGGAUUAAUAUCAAGACUUUAGGGCUCGUGACGGGGACUGCCGUCUACCAUUGGUCAGUAGAAGGCGAGUCAGCACCAACCAAAGUUUUCGAUAGGCACCCGAGCCUUGCAAAUUCUCAAAUUAUCAACUAUCGAGUAAAUUCCGAUGAAAAAUGGAUGGUUCUUGUUGGCAUAUCGGCGGUGGAGGGGAGAGUCGUUGGAAACAUGCAACUAUUUUCGAAAGAGCGUCAAGUCAGUCAACCUAUUGAAGGUCAUGCUGCGGCAUUUGCUACUAUAUUAUUGGAAAAUGGUGUUUCUCCAACAAAGCUGUUUACAUUCUCUGUAAGAAAUGCAUCCGGUGCAAAGCUACAUAUCGUUGAGGUCGAUCACAAGGAUGAAAAUCCGCAAUUUCAAAAAAAGAAUGUAGACGUCUUUUUCCCUGCAGAGGCGGCUGCCGAUUUCCCUGUUGCCAUGCAAAUCAGCCCAAAGUAUAACAUCAUCUUUCUUGUUACCAAAUUUGGAUAUAUUCACUUAUACGACUUGGAGAGCGGGACGUGCAUUUAUAUGAAUAGAAUAAGUAGUGAUACCAUCUUUGUGACCGCGGAGCACGAAGCAACUAGUGGAAUUAUUGGAGUUAAUCGAAAAGGCCAA